CGGGUGGAGAACUGCUUUUAGUUUGCGCUGUGUUUAUUGUUAAGGUUGUGUGGAUUAGCACUGCGGUACCCGGUUCCUUUUCAUAAUAUCAACAGUUUAUCUUUAACGAGUUACAGAUGCGCGACGUGUCCUGAGCUGUCUACUUGGGGAUGACAGCUGGUGUUUCCAGUGGCUGAUGGGGAACGAAUUUAUGAAAGACAGCGAGGAAAAACAUGGCUGAAGGAAAGGUGAAAAAAGAACCAUGAUACUGCAACAAAACUGAUCCACGCCUGCUGCAAAGGAACACCCUCAUCAUGGCGAACUCAGUGGUCCAAGAAGAACUUCUACCGCCUCAGUCCACCUCCUCCCUCUCUCCUUUCCCAUCUCUUCUUGGUUCGGGAGAGGAUGUUGAGGACGACAGGGGGGAGCUGGUGGAGGGGGACAAGGGAGUAGUAGAUGGUGAAGAAGAGGUGGUUCUGGACAUGGUGACGUCGUCAGUGUCGGGUCAACCCCAGCAGCCCGAGCAGUCGGACCAUCCCUUCCAGUGUAUGGACUGUGGGAAGAGCUUCAAGUGGUCGUCCAGGCUGACCCACCACCAGCGGAGCCACAACAAUGAGAGACCAUACCGCUGCAACCUCUGCCCCAAGGCCUUCAAGGGCUCCUCUGCGCUUCUCUACCAUCAACGGUCUCACUCGGGGGAGAAGCCGUACAAAUGUCUGGAGUGUGGCAAAGCCUUCAAACGCUCCUCUCUCCUCCAGGUCCAUCAGAGUGUCCACACUGGAGUGCGUACCUUCUUGUGCCCCUAUUGCCCUCUGACCUUUAAAUGGAGCUCUCAUUAUCAGUAUCACCUGCGCCAGCAUACUGGAGAGUGUCCUUACCCCUGUGACACUUGCCCCAAGGCCUUCAAGAACUCAAGCAGUCUGCGGCGACACAAGAAUGUCCACCUUGGUCUCAAGCCUUACACCUGCUCAGUGUGUAACAAAUCCUUCACUCAGUCUACCAACCUGAGGCAACACAUGCGGAUCCAUACAGGUGAGAGGCCUUACAUCUGCUGUGAGUGUGGACGAAGCUUCACACAUUCAUCAAACUUGGCCCUGCACAAGCACUCGCACUCCAACCUCAAUGCAGGAGGGAAGGAGGAAAAGAGGGGCGAGGAUGUGAGGAAUGGAAAUGAGGUAGUGGAGGUGGUGGUCGGGACAGAGGAAGUGACAUCGUCCAUGUUGACGGACAUGGUGGGAUUUGUCAGCCAAGAGGGAACUGAUGGAGUCGGGGUGGGGAUGGAAGAAGUGUUCCUGUCAACCACCCCGUCCGGGCAGAAUCCAAACCUUCUCCCCCAGCUCACUCUCACCUCCUCAGUGGAGGGCGUGUGUGCUUCUAGGUCCAUCGGGACAGAGGUUCACCUGAGCACACACACCGGGGCCAGUUUGCUGCUGUACAGCUGCGGCAGCUGCAGCCACACCUUUGGCACACGGACGGAUCUCGAGGAGCACCAGGUCAUCCACAUGGCUCCAGAGGGACAUGAGGCAGACAGAGAGGCAGGGCCUGGAGCAGGGAUGGAGGUUGGGGAUGGGCUGGUGGGAGCUGGUCACCUGCUGGCCGAUUUUGAGGAGGUGGUAGAGACUACCACAGUGGCUGAAAAUGGACACACAACGGAGGUGCUCCUUGGUCUGACAGAGGGAGCAGAUGGCAACAAUACAAAUGUGGGAACCACCCAGGCCCAGUUUGACCUGCUGCAGAGCUUCACUGAGGUGACUCAGAGCUCAGAGACCGUUCAGCCAGAGCCCAGAACCACAUGGGCAGGGCUGUCAUGUGGCUACUGCAAUAAGACCUUCAAGACCAGUGGAGGCCUCAAUAGACAUGUGUCACUGAUGCACGCUCUAUCAUCACAGUCCCGCUCCCAGUUCAGCUGCUCCGCCUGCGACCGCUCCUUCCCCCUGCUCUCCUCACUCCUCACCCACCAACACUCCCACACGCCUGAGCAACGUCUCCUGGCUGAGGCAGAGGCUGAGAUAGUGUGCCCUCCCUCCUUUUCCCUGUCUCUCCCCCUCCCCUCCUCUCCUAGCCAGGCCGACAAGCAGCAGGAAGGCCAGAGGGAGAUCCACGUCAACAUCAUUACCGUCGGGGAGGAGCAAGAAAAACAACCGGCCAAACCGACCAAAGCCCCCAAAAAGACCGCAGGCAGCAAGAGCACUCCUGCUGGAGAGAGGCCAUACCGCUGUUCGGAGUGCGGAAAAGCCUUCAAAGGUUCAUCGGGGCUAAAGUAUCACAUGAGGGAUCACACUGGGGAACGGCCCUACCGCUGCACCGAGUGUGGAAAGAGCUUCAAGAGGUCCUCUCUGCUUUCAAUCCAUCAGAGGGUGCACACAGGCGUUCGGGCAUUCCAGUGCCCUCACUGCCCUCUCACUUUCAAAUGGAGCUCUCACUAUCAGUACCACUUGCGGCAGCACACAGGCGAGAGGCCAUAUGUGUGUAAGGAGUGUGGCAAGUCCUUCAAGAACACCAGCUGCCUGCGGAGACACAGUCAGAUGCACUCCGGACUGCGGCCUCAUACCUGCUCCAUCUGCUCAAAGUCUUUCUCCCAGACGUCCAAUCUCAAACAGCAUGAACGCACCCAUUCUGGCGAGAGACCCUUCCAGUGCACACACUGCAAUAAAAGCUUUACACACUCCUCCAACCUCCAGCUCCACCUUCGCACACACUCCUCAAGCAAGGAUUUCAAAUGCCCAUACUGCUCGAAGGAGUUUGUCAUGCACUCCUACUUGCAGAGGCACAUCCGUACCCAUGGCAGUGGCGUUCCACUGCCCUGCCCUGGUGGUGGAGGUAAAGACGGAGUGGCUGUAAACGCCAGUGUUGGGGGAGUAACGACCACCACAACCCUGCUCAACCCCAUCACCUUGGAAACCUCAGGAAACCAUGGCAGCCUGAUUGUGUCCCAGCCAGCACUUAAUAUUCCCCCUAACACCUCCCAGAACUACUUUAUGAUUCAGACAGCCAGCGGCCUGCAGCUCAUUCCUCUGUCAUCCCCUCCGCCAGCUCCUCCACCUCCACCACCUCCACCUUUGUCCCAGCCCCAAAACUUCUUCCUCCUCCAGUGCCCCUCCAAUAAUGGCAGCCAAUCCAGCUUGAUCCUCGUCCCCACAGCAAACCAUCCACCAGCUCCAGAGCCUCAGCCUCUUCCUGUGCUUCAGACUAUCCAAGCACUCCAGCCCGUCCUAAACCAGACACAGACUCAGAUGUCCCACUUUCCGGCCAUUUCGCAGCAACAACAGCAGACCAGGUUCAUAUUCACCAACAAUAAUAACACUCCUGUUGUCAUGUCAACACGCACUCUCCCAGCAGCCAACUCCCUACUGACCAAGCCCAUUUUAGGGAAAAGUACGCGGACUGCUCGGGGCAGACGGGGGCGCAAACCAAAAGCUAGUCUUCCGAUGUCUGCAGCAGCUCCAGUCGGUCAGACAGCAGGUGGUGCUCCAUCAGUACUGAACUGUCAUGUGACGGGUGUCUCACAGACUGCUGCGUUCCCAUCUUCUGUAUCGACAGUGUCACACUGUCCCCUGUCAACAUCUUGCACUGCUGUCCCAAUUAUUCCAUCUUCCACCACUGUCGCCCCCACAGUGGACACCUCAGGACCCUCAUCAACUGUUACCAUGGUUACACCAGCCAUGACGGUACCAUCAGUUUCUUCUCUGGACCCUGCUACUCUGGAACCUCAUACCACAGUGGGGCAAAUAAGGACAGGGGAUACCAUGACGGGGAAACAGUUUGUGUUGUGUUUUGAUAAUGAAGGGCGCGCCAAGGAGGGCAUGAAUGUCGAGGAGGGCGGGCACUCAUACGUGUUGCAGUUCGAAGGGGAUGCAUCCGAAGAGGCAGGAGAUGGAGGGGUGGGCGGGGAGGGAAAAUCACUUGUGUUGCAGUUCAAGACAGAUGAGCAAGGUGAAGGCGCAAAAGGGGGGGAUAAGGGAGGGAUGAUGUCACUUAUGCACGAAUGGGAUGGAGAAAAACAGGGGCAGAGAGGGAUUGAAGAGGAAGGAAGCCAGGAAGAGUCUUACGUCCUCCAUUUCCAUACUGAGGCACAGGACAGCGAUCCAUCCAGUACUACCUUCAGCCAAGGGCAAGACACCAGCCUGCAGCUGUCCUGCACGCCAACCCAGAGUUUAGUGCCACUUGAUGGGCAGGAGGUAGUGUUUGAACUCGGGGGUGAGACCAAGAUGGAGCAGGACACUGAGGACGGUAUGCAGAUGAUAGCCUUGAUAGAAGGUGAAGGGGGAAUGAUGGGAGAAGAAGGUGCUGGUUGCAAUUCUGCAAGUGGGAGGGUGGAGGAGGGUGGAGGAGCCAUGGAAGGCAUAUUUCAGCUGGGAAAUGGAGAGGAAAUUGUCAUAAUUGAGGUCAGCACCAGUAGUUUAAGUGGAGGGGAUGGAGAGAUCUCACUAAGUAGUGAGGUGAAAUACGAAAGUUUAACAGUUGAGCCAAAUGAAAAGUCUGUGAAGGAACAUGGCUCUGCAGCCAGUACAGAGGCACAGACAUCAACUGAGGACACUAUAAGAAAUGGACCUAUACCCAACUCUAAAGAGAUGCAGUUCUGAGUGUGCGUGUGCGUGUGCGUGUGCGUGUGUGUGUGUGUGUGUGUGUGUGUGUGUGUGUGUGUGUGUGUGUGUGUGUGUGUGUGUGUGUGUGUGUGUGUUUGUGUGUGUGUGUGUGUGUGUGUGUGUGUGAGAGAGUGAGUGAAUGCCUCACUAUUUGUGGGCUCGGUGUGUUAGCACUUUAGUUUGAGUUUUCUCCUGGAGCUGAGGGAGAACAUGCAGUUAGAGGAGUACUGUAUCGUAAUCCCAUGGUGCCACAUACUAGAAAUGUUAUACAUUCAAAUAGGCUGUACAUGGACCUCGGAAUAUUCUUAAAUAUAUUACUUUCAAUGAUACUGUCAUUGGCAGUUUGUUUAUGAAGUAAAUACGUAUUUUGUGAAUAAAUGUUGUACAUGACCCACUUUCUUUACAAUGUCAAUAGUAAAUAGAAGUUAAUAUUAAUAAAUCUGCCAAUACCCUUUCA
Molecule: messenger RNA, 5022 nt
Organism: Cyclopterus lumpus (lumpfish)
Lineage: Eukaryota; Metazoa; Chordata; Actinopteri; Perciformes; Cyclopteridae
Gene: znf628
Product: zinc finger protein 628
Exons: 9
Coding region: 294-4562 (1422 amino acids)
Biological process (GO): regulation of transcription by RNA polymerase II
Molecular function (GO): DNA-binding transcription factor activity; RNA polymerase II cis-regulatory region sequence-specific DNA binding
Source: RefSeq, a predicted model, not a curated record